GAUCACCAUCGCGCUGCCCGCUAUCACGAACGCCAUCCCACCUACCUCCCACCCACACCACCUGCUGUUGGAAUGCCGAAUUUGUUCUCUGCUCAAAAUGGACAUUAUCAAUACCCCUUGUAUCCAGUAUUUUAAUGCUGUCCAUGUCAAACCCAGCAACCUGAGCAGUACAAAUUCAGUCCUUCGCUGAUGGACAUUGGAACACAGGGGCAUAACCGGCGUAUCUGUCAUGCAGCUUACCAUGAUCUCCGAUACUCUCGCUCUUAUCAUCCAUAAGGUUGAGCGUAAUCAGUGUCGAUUGGGGCACCCAGCAUGGGCUGCCUUGUUCAACCUUCGGAUACAUGCCGUUAGGCCCCUCAAGGUCGAAUACAACUCAUCUUGUGCCAGCGGGACUUUUCUGAGCAACAGAACUCUAAUAAACAUUGGGGGUAACCCUAUGGUUGGCAGGUACACGUUCACAGCAGGCUUUGGAGACCUCGAUGGCUUGCAAGCAGUUUGCUUCUUCGAGUCUUAUCCAACAUCAUCGUAGUAUGAGAAUUACCCCCGUAUUCGCAUGGUUGGCCUCCGCUGGUAUAACACAGUUAUUCGAUCUCGGACGGAAGCGCUAUGAUCGUGGUCGUGGGCGGAUCAAAGAAGGGCGGGUGGAUAAAUAACCUUACUAUCCCAAAAGUAUCAACGAAAUGUAGUGACAUCGUCUUUGACUUGGACUGAUUGACUAAACACGAUGUUAAUACCA
This is a messenger RNA of Suillus fuscotomentosus, 736 nucleotides long. RefSeq lists its product as uncharacterized. The transcript has a single exon. The coding region runs from base 230 to 529 and encodes 99 amino acids. NCBI's taxonomy places the organism in Eukaryota, Fungi, Basidiomycota, Agaricomycetes, Boletales, Suillaceae. The record is from RefSeq and is a predicted model, not a curated record.